Messenger RNA from Penicillium argentinense, 378 nucleotides. RefSeq lists its product as uncharacterized. NCBI's taxonomy places the organism in Eukaryota, Fungi, Ascomycota, Eurotiomycetes, Eurotiales, Aspergillaceae. The record is from RefSeq and is a predicted model, not a curated record. The coding region runs from base 1 to 378 and encodes 125 amino acids. The transcript has a single exon.
AUGCGUGCAAACCAUGAUGCAACGAAAAGGGCAUUUUCCACGCCAUCGCCCAAAACGGCGCAGCUCUCCAGAGUUGAAGAGCCGCCCCACUGCUGCCGCUGGGCCAUCCCCACCACCGUCUGGACAGCAAACCGGUUAUCCCCGGACAGUAAUUUCCCAGCCCCGGCCCCCACGCAAAAACAGCAAGAAUAUCCUCGUGGUGGCCCGAAAUGGAGAUUUUCUGGAGGCCAGGCCUCGGCGCGGUGGCCCUGCCAAGCGGCCAAGGACGCACAAUGCAUGGCAGAAACGCGCGAACUGGACGCCGGGAGCCGGUUGUGGCACGGCCCCAACGAAGAGGCGGCCGGUGUGUCCCUGCCGCACAAACGCACCGCCAUCUGA